This is a messenger RNA of Hyaena hyaena (striped hyena), 2372 nucleotides long. It is a transcript of the gene SIGLECL1, whose product is annotated as SIGLEC family like 1. Gene Ontology annotation, biological process: cell adhesion. Gene Ontology annotation, molecular function: sialic acid binding. The record is from RefSeq and is a predicted model, not a curated record. The transcript has 7 exons. Gene Ontology annotation, cellular component: plasma membrane. NCBI's taxonomy places the organism in Eukaryota, Metazoa, Chordata, Mammalia, Carnivora, Hyaenidae. Bases 1067 to 1630 code for a protein of 187 amino acids.
UGGCCUCUUCUCUUUCCUGGCUACCGUUGAGUGAGCGGCUUGGCGUUGAGACGGCCGAAACUGGGCUACCCUAAAGACGGGGCUUCCCUGUCAGUCAGACGGUCCUGGGCUCAGUCACUGGGGGUCGGUUGGGCACCAGGGCGGUUCUCCCACCUGAGAGGCCUCCUGGAGCCUGUCGGUGGCAGAGACUAGUUUGGAUCGCUCGUCUGCGGAGGCUCAGUCAGUUCGCCAGGAGCCUGUCUGCAUUCAGCCUGCCACCAAGUCGAUCACCAGGUCGGCCUCAAGGGCAGCCAGGGGGGUCACCGGUCUAAUAAGCCCGCCAAGCGGUCUGUUGAUUAAAGAUCAGAUUAGCGUCCUUAUGAGUCGAACAGGUCCCCUUGCAAACCAAUUAAUCAGUGAAUCUGAUAAUCCACCUACUUCGUAGCCAGCCCUGCUCGUCUGUUAAUUAUGCUCGCUCUGAAUCCGUCUCUUAAUAAAUUAAUCCCCUUGUGAGGCGCUCAGUCAUUAGUCUUUCGGUUAUCCCGAGUGUAAUCCGGUUAAUGAGUUUCUCUGUUAGUCCUUGGCGUCCCUAGAAAAUCAGCUUUCCAGUUAGCAUAAGUAGGCCAGUCAUCCAAAAGUGGGUGUUCCCGCAGCAAGUCGGAAAAGCCCUUUGUAGGAUUUAGACUCUGUCAAGGACAUACACGGUCGGAAGUGUGCUGAGGACGAAAAAUAUCCUGGAGCCCUUGGAAGAAGAGCCAAAGGAAAUUUCCAUUUGAGAGACGUACAACUAGCUGGCUAUUGAACUCUGAUGGAAACUGCCCAUAGGACUGAGGGAAGUAAAAUAAUCCUGAAACCUGAAAUACCCAUGAUACCUUUGGUAAUGUUGGACACACGUGCUAAUAAGGAAGACCAGGUCCAGAAGAGUUCAGUAAUACAUGGAAAUGGUUUAUAGAGGAACGUGGGACCGUGGGAAUGUGAGGAGUUAUUCGCCAUCUCAUCCCUCCUGAACCACAUGGCUCUGAUGUGAGAGCCAGCUGAGGCAAAGACCCUGGGCCCCUCCUCUUCCUGAGGACCAUUGCUGCUGCAGAUGGCACCUGCCAGCCUGCUCUAUUCUUCCUGUUCCUUGGAGAAGACUCUUCUGUGCAGCUGUUCCUUCUAUGGGAUCCCCACACCCUCUGUGCAGUGGUGGAUGGGAGGGGCUCCCAUGGGUGUGAACAGUGUGGAUAGCAGUGUCCAGGUGACUUCCACCAUAAUCGCCCCCUGGGCCAACAGCACCAUCAGCCUGACAGAGCAGCCAAAAAUGAGCACGAGCCUUCUCUGUGAGGGGAAGAACCAAAAUGGAACCCAUGCUUUGAGCAUCCUAUUGAUGCCAAGAAAGAGUUCUUUUCUUCCCCAGACUUUCAUGGAAGGGCUGAUCCAGGGCGUGGUCUAUGGAGCCAUUGCUGCUGCACUUCUGUUCUUCUGCCUCAUCCCACUCAUAAUGAAACAUAUCAGAAGGAAGCUGGCAAAGAAAAUUGCAGCAGUCAAAGCAGAAAAGAGCCCAAAAGUCAGAGCAUGCCAAGAACCCAAGAUGUCUCUGAAGCCUAAGGAGCCAGAAAAAUCCGCAAUCACUCCAUCUUCAGAGAGCCAGAUAUUGCACCACGUACCUUAAACUUCCAGAAAAAGCAAGGUAAACCAGAGCUCAUGAAGCCUAUGAAAACUAUGUGCCUACCUGCAGUCUCCAAUAUCUGUGGGAUUACCAAAGUCCACAGAAUCCUGGAGUCUAUAACAAACCGGGAUCCCAGGAGUCUCCUCAGCUCACAAAGCCCUCUCAAGGCCCCACCUGUCCCUCACACUGACUGGCUCUCCAUUGAACAGAGUUACUCUGGGACCUGGUCUUGGAAACUUUGAAAGCAAACUCUAUGAUCUGUUGUUCAGGUUAACCAGAAGAAGUAUGCUCUGGCCUGGGAUGGUGUCAAAGGAAGGAAAAAUAAAUGUGAGACUAUGGUCCAGAAGUAGUUUUGAGCCCCUAUUGUAUGUCCAGAACUUGGAAUAUACGUACAAGAGCACCAGGCUUUGGACCCAUUAUAUAUGGAUUGAAUCCCAACUUUAAUGCCCAGUGGCUAUAUGUCUUUGGAUAAGACCUUCACCCUGCCCCCUUUGAACUUCAGUAUCCUCACCUGAGGGAUACAUGGGUAGAGAGUGAGUGAAAAGUAGUAUCCGGAGGUGCAGUCGGAGAAAAGACACAAAGACCAUCCCAAUGGGUGGGAAUGAAUUCCAAGAUAAGUCAUUGGAGCUUUAUCUGGUAGGCUAUUAAUCCUGAUUCCCUUAGAAUGUACGUUCCACAAGAACAGGGAUCUUGUCUGUCUGGUUUUCUAUUUGAACCACCAGCACCUAGAAUGGUUCCUAAAAUA